AUGGCCUCCUCCCCAAGAUUUCGGACAUGGCCGAUAACUGCCGUGAAGUCCCUAGAGCCGAUGCUUCAGAAAAUGGGCUUGAAGGUGUCGGCGGAUGCCAUUGAUGGGACUUCCAAGAGUGAGGGAAGUGGAGGUCGCCACUUCUCAGAUGCUCUUGUCUCAGUGGGUGCGGCCGGUCGCGGUGGAACGGGCUCCUUCGUUUCUUCCAGCGGCCUGAUUCUCACGAACUGGCAUGUCGCUUAUGAUGCGGUGCGACAGGCGUCUCUGCAAGGCAGUCAUGACUAUGUUCGCGAUGGUUUCGUGGCCAAGUCCUUGAAGGAAGAGCUGAAGGGCCCCAAUUACGAAGUAUGGAUUACAAAGUCCUGCAAGGACGUGUCCAAAGAGGUCACAGAUGUGAUUGGGUCGGAACAGGAUCCGCUAAAGCGUGCCAAUCGUGUCCGCGACGUGAUGCAAGAGAUUGCCCAAGCUGCGCAAGCGGAGAAGCCUUCAGGAGAAGCCAGCGAUGGUGGAAAACGAUGUGACGUGCAGGAAAUGCUGCCUAAUGAGUCUUAUGUCUUGUUUACCUACGAAAGAAUCAAGGAUGUACGGAUCGUGUACGUCCCGCCCAAGAGUUUGGGCAACUUUGGUGGGGACACAGACAACUUCGAAUGGCCACGGCACACGGCCGAUUUCACCCUGCUGAGAGCCUAUGUGGGCCCCGAUGGAAAGGCUGCUGAAUAUUCAGUUGACAACGUCCCCUACAAGCCCAAGACGUUUCUGAAAGUGCAGCAGCAAGGUGCAGCAGAGGGUGAUUUCAUUUUCUUGCUGGGGUUUCCAGGCUCGACGAUGAGGUAUGCGCCAACCUCCAGGCUCCGCUUUUCGGAUGAGGUCGCCGUCCCCAACAUGGUCUCGGACUUCGCACGGAAGCUCCAGUUGAUCGCACAGUAUGAAAAGGACUCGGAAGAAGCCGCCCUGAAGUUGGGCACUAGCAAAAAAGGUCUGGCGAAUGAGUACAAGCGCAGCCAGGGCAAAUUGGUCAUGAUGCGAAAGCUGGGCCUGAUGCAGGAACGCUCGCAAGAAGAGGCGGCUCUCUGUGCGAAGGCGCCGGAAGCAAAGGAGGCUCUUGACCGCCUCAGCAAGAUUUAUGAUGAGCUGCGCGCCAUGGAGAGCGUCUCUACAGCAUUGGAGGCCUGCCGCGGGAUCUACUGUGGCAGUGCCCUACUCGCCGUGGGACAUGCCCUACAUGAGUAUCUCACCAUCGAGUGCCCCAAGCCAGACGGAGAGCGAGAGUCGUCGUAUCGACAACGCAACCUCCCGUUUCUUGCACAGCGCCUGGCGAAGCGCGUCGGGGAGAUCCAUCAGCCACAUGAGGCGGCUCUCAUCAAAGACGCCCUGGAUAUGCUUGAGAAGACCCCCGACUUGAAGAGCGCUUUCGCAGCGAUUCUGAAGAGCUUUGGCGGCGAGUCUUAUCUCUCGAAGAUGGAGUCUACCAUAGGAAGCUCAGAACUGAAAGCAUUGUCCGAUCCUGAGCUCAUGAAGUCGAUCUUCGCCGAAGAUGGCGCUGCCAAAGAUCGGAAAGCUUUGCUUGAAGACCCAUUUGUCAAGUGUGCCGGCUCCUUGUGGGAGGCCUAUGCAAGCAACCGCGAUCGCUCCAAGGCCUUGCUGAGUGAGCGAGACGCAUUGUUUGCCAAGUUGCUCGAGCUCCAACGCAAGCACAGCGACGGUGAGGUCAUGUAUCCGGAUUGCAAUGGAUCCUUGCGAAUUUCGGCAGGCUUCGUUGAAGGGUAUGAAGCUGCCGACGCGGUCGUCUGCAAGCCGCAAACCACCUUGGCUGGUUUAUUUGACAAGGCCGUGGAGGCAAAGCUGAGCAAGGAUGAAGGACGACUGGCCGAGUUCGGGUGUCCAGAUCGACUUUACGAUAUGCUGUCGUCCCCAAGCUCGAACUGUCAGAAGGUCCCUGUUUGCCUACUUUAUUCGACGGAUACAGUCGGUGGCAACUCAGGUAGCCCGGUCAUGAAUGCAAACGGAGAGCUUGUGGGAAUCAAUUUUGAUCGACAGCGUCAAGGCCUCAUGAAUGAGUUUAAGUGGAGCAAAGACUACUCUCGAAGCAUGGGUGUGGAUGUCCGGUACAUGCUAUGGCUUAUGGGAGAUUAUGAUGGAGCCAAGAAUCUCGUGCAGGAGAUGUUGGAAGGCUAA
Symbiodinium necroappetens is the source of this 2175-nucleotide messenger RNA. Lineage: Eukaryota; Dinophyceae; Suessiales; Symbiodiniaceae. The record is from the annotation of a GenBank genome assembly.